GAGUUCGUACAUGUAGUUCUUGUGUAGAGAGAGAGAGAGAGAGAGAGAACAUGUUCCAUGCAGCACAGUCUCUCAAUGGAAGAAGAACCAAACACUCUUCUACUGUCUUCUCACUCUAACUCCACAUCCCACGAGAUGCCACCCUCUGUCGACUCUUUCUCUCAGCUCCCAUUCAUUAGAUCAACCCCUCCUCAACCUUUACCUCAUGACCCCAAAGCCCCAACUCUUGAAACUCGACCUAUCAAGCUUUUCGGCAUAGAAUUCAACCAGAAAUCCCAGAAUUCUGGUGAGAAUUCGAGCCAAAAUUCAGUCGAAGAGGAAGAAACCAAAGAGCAAAACACCCCGACAACUGGUCGCAAAUUCGAGUGCCAUUACUGCUUUCGGAACUUUCCGACCUCUCAAGCUUUAGGAGGCCACCAAAAUGCUCAUAAGAGAGAGAGACAGCAAGCUAAGAGGGUGCACUUGCACUCAGCCAUGGCUUCUCACCACCCAGGCCUUGUCAAUUUUCAUCACAGGCUUGCUCCCCCACUUUCUCUCUCUAACAACAGGAGCUUCUUGAGCACCUUCAAUGGCUUCAAUGGCCUGACUGGUUCGCCUGUUCUGCAAAAUGGAGGGUUUUCCCAACCCAUUAACGGCACACCGGCGUGGAGAAGCCUCGGAGUACAGAGCCAUGGAGGCUAUGGUGGUCAUGGGUUCAGUGUUCAGAGCUCCUCAAAUGUGAUCCCAUUGCCUUUGUUUGGAGUAGAAGAGAAGAAGAGAGAUAGUAUGGUGAAUCGGAGUUGGAGUGAGUCCUCUUCCUCUUCUUCUUCAUCUUCUUCCACUACUAAGGUUCAUGAUCAAAUAAGUUUGGAUUUGCAUCUGUAAUUUUUGCGGUUUUUGUUUUUUUUGGGUGAUCUGAAUGGAUUAUUGCAAUUGGUUUUAUUAAUUAUUCCAUUCUCACU
Messenger RNA from Amborella trichopoda, 941 nucleotides. Its product is annotated as zinc finger protein GIS. Gene Ontology annotation, biological process: response to gibberellin; trichome differentiation; trichome morphogenesis. NCBI's taxonomy places the organism in Eukaryota, Viridiplantae, Streptophyta, Magnoliopsida, Amborellales, Amborellaceae. The record is from RefSeq and is a predicted model, not a curated record. Gene Ontology annotation, molecular function: DNA-binding transcription factor activity.